This is a messenger RNA of Nerophis lumbriciformis (worm pipefish), 4146 nucleotides long. The record is from RefSeq and is a predicted model, not a curated record. Lineage: Eukaryota; Metazoa; Chordata; Actinopteri; Syngnathiformes; Syngnathidae.
AUGAAGGACAAAGUGAGGAAAGGAGCAGCAGGAAGAGCACAAGCCAAGACGAAUGAUGUUAUCAGCCUGACUCAUGGUAAAGAUGCUCCUGCUACCAAGCUAGAAGAUGACUCAUCAUUCCCUGUCAAGAUCCAGGGAGCUGGUGUGGAGCCUUUUGAGUUUCAGAUUUGUGGAUUUUGGCAAGUUCAAGAUGCGCUAACAACUUUGCUCUCAAGAGAUGAGGUCGCCCCACGCUCCAACCUGUACUUGACCUUUGCUGGAACACCUCUCGACCCCCUUGCUGGAUUGCAAACCAUAAAGGGACUUAAACCUGGAGCUGUCCUGCGCCUGGUUGAAGAGCCUUUCACUGCCCGCUCAGCGAGGCACCACUUGGCUCGGGUCCUAGAACUUUUGAGGGCAUCAGGACCCCAGGACGCAUUGAGAGAAGGACGUUCACCAAGCUUACUGGACACACUUACAAAUGCACAUGCACCAGAAACAAGUUUACCAAAUGGAAAAAGCCUGAAACGCUCUGCAAGCAACCCAAAAUCCGAAGCACUCAACAAUGAUGGUGCACCCCCUGAGUACCUCCUGCCUGGUUCCUCUGACAGGCCACUCAUGGCCUUACUUCCACACAGCUCCCAGCCAGAAAUCCCAACCUACCUCAGGGAUUUGUCUCUUAGCUCUUGGGACCCUCCUCCAGGAAACAGAAAGUUACAAGGAGACUUUCUGUACAUUACUGUGGUGACAACGGAGGGACAAAGAUGUGACGUUACAUCUUGUCCGAAAGGUUUCUUUGUUAACAGAUCUACACAAGAGGUUUUUGAUCCCCGUCCUUCCCAAUCAUCCCCGGUGUGCCACUGCUUCACUGACCUGCUCUGUCAUAUUAGCCCUGCCUUCAAACAAGCUUUCACUAAAAGCAGGCAUCAGAUAUCUGAAGUGGACAUGAUGCCCACUCCUUACCAAACACUGUGUUGGCUUGGGCCCCCCUGUGCAACUCGCACUCACAAAAACACCUUCAGCAGUCUGGGGGUGGAAGAUCAACCAGCAAACCAGGCUCCAGAUUGGAAUGAGGAGCUGCAAGUAGCCAAAGAUCGGCCGCAAACAACCCUGGAGGAGAGACUGCAGAGGGAACGAGCUCUCCUACAGGUAAACAGUGCUUUUGUGAGGACUGUUUCCCAGGGGGCGGAAACUGUGAUAGAAGGCUUUGCCGAGCCAGUCAAUGGGAAUCCGGAGGAUCCAGCUUUCCUAUUUGGUGGCCUUUUUAUGAGUCGGGGGGCAGCAAGUAAUGUGUUCGGUGGGGAGAGGGGUCGCAGGGCUGCUCAAAGAUUGGAGCUUAAAGGAGUGCAGAUGUACAGUGAUUUACAGGGACUGCAGGGGUUGCACACUCUACCCACAGCCAUUGUAGAUUACAGAGGAGUGCGCCUAUCAGCCCAAGGUUUGGCUCCUGGCUUGGAAGGCACAGAGCAGGAGGAGGGAACCGCCCCUGUCUCACGGGGUUUGCUUUACGGAGUAAACGCUGGAUUGCAAGAGUCUCCGAAUCGCAGACGCAUACUGGAACUCCUGGCUCACGCUGCAAAAGCUCUUUCUCUGCAGAGACAUGUUGUUUUAGCACCCAACGGUCACCGGGUACCACUCUUCACAUCAGUGGAUACACAGGGUCUGCUGGGGGCAGACGGCCGAUUCUACAUACUGGAUGUGUUCAGGACUUUACCGGCUGAUGCUAAUUACUGUCCAGAGCCAAGUGAAGUAGAGCAGUAUAAAGAAAGCUGUAACGGAUCUGACGAGACGGCUUUACGCGAAGGCUGGCCGCAGAAUUAUCAGAAAGAUCUCGGCCUUCCAAAGAGUUUUCCUCACAGCCUGUGUAGACUGAGGCCGGAGUUGAUGCAAACCUUCAUCCAGCACAAACACUCCCAGUUUACACAGCUUGUCAGGGAGAAGUUGGAAAACAACGGAGGCUUUGAAGAGUGUGCGACAGCCUGUGAUUCUCGAGCCACUGAAGCAGUGCGGGCUGCUUGUCAAGAAGUGGGUUCUCUUAGUGACGUCAUCUUUGAGAUGCGAUUUUGCCCCAAUAUCUUCUCUCCAGGAGUGUCUUUCCCCAUCAAUGAAAGUGCAUCUGUACACAUCCAUGAAAAGUUACUGCGUGAAGCGGCAGCUUUCAUUAUAACUCACCAGAUACCGGCCUUUGUGGAGCACUGUCUACAAAGCAAUGAGACCCCAAUGGAUGGCGCUUCUCUAAAAGAGGCGCUACACGAAAGAGGCAUCAACUUACGGUAUCUGGGCUAUGUUCUCAAAACCAUCAACCAAUCAAAACAUAAAGAGCGCCUGAGACAUAUAACGAGAAUAGUUGUGGGGGAAAUUUUAAUGCGUUCAACAAGGAGAGUCUUCAACAGUUUCCUCCAGGGAUUGGACAUGCCUUGUCUAGCGACAGCGGUCAGUCACUUCCUGUGCUGCCUACUCGUCCCUCACUUCACAGCCUCCACCGUGGGAGAGGACACAAAAAAGAAAUCAAGACGCCGUGGUCGAGGCCCUGGGGCCUCUGAGGGCACGACAUGGAGCACGCUCACUGCGAAUGAGCUGUGGAACCAGGUCUGCCAGGAUGCCGUUCAAACAUACAAUGUCUCUGACAGCCUUGGUCCUGGUCUGAACCAACUGGUUGACCGUCACAGGCUUCAGAAAAUCUCCCUACUUAGAGAGUUUUGUCUAAAGACUGGAGUACAGCUGAGAUUGAGGGACUACUUAUUUGACAGCCAUAGUAAACCUCCCAUUGGACCAGAUGACAUAAUCAACAUCUUCCCGAUGGUCAAACACAUUCAGAUGCCCACUUCAGAUGCUUCUAAGGCAUUUCAUGCGGCGCAGAACUACCUUCAGAAAGGUCUGAUGGAUCAGGCCUAUGAACAACUAAAAGAUGCUACAUAUCUGUUUGGGAGAGUAUGUGAUGAUCUCCAUCCCGAGGCAUGUUAUUGCCACAGCCAGCUGGCCAAGCUGGCAUUUCUGCUGGGGAAAACUGCUGAGGCCCGCAGUGUCCAACUGAGAGCAGUAGUCAUCAGUGAGAGGGUCCUUGGGUUUGACCACCCCAACACUAUCCACCAAUAUGCCCUUUUAGCUGUAUAUGUUUGUGCUGGAGGUGAGACCAACCUGGCCCAGAAGUGUCUGCUUAGAGCACGUCUACUUCUGCUAACCAUCCAUGGAGAGGACCACCCGUACAUUGCCAGGCUAGAUAGUUGUCUUGGCUUGCUGUUAACUGGCGACCAAGCGGGGAAGUACCUAAAAAAUGCCCUCAGACUCAAUGCUUCCUUCUUUGGCCCAACAAAUUUGCACACUGCCCUGACUCAGCAUUUGGUGUCCCAGUGGCUGUGCAGCAAAGGAGACUACCGAGGUGCCAUGAAUCACGAAAAAGAGGCCCUCGCUGCUUUUACCUCAUUGUUUGAUGAGGAUCAUCCUCAGACACGAUGCAGUAAAGAGUUUCUGUGCACAAUAACCAAGCAGGCAGUGCAGGUAGAACGCUCCCUCAGACAGGCUGGACCAAAAGCCACAGAACAAACAGUGGAGUGCCUGUCCCCUACUAGUGAGACUGUUCUGGAACAGAUGGUUCUGGUCACCGGGAUCAAGAAAAUUGCCAUCAGUGACAGGUACCAGGAGUACAAGCAGAAACAUAAGGAACUAAAGGCAGCCGUGACAAAAGAGCUGAUGAGCAAAGCAGCUAAGGAACUCUCUGAGGUUAUAAACGGACAAGGGGAGCCAACUCAAGAAAGAGGAAGCGGCGAGGAAGUUCCGAAUGGCGGAGGUCCGGCUGUGGUAGAAACCAAUGAGAGUCAGCUAGAGGAAAAAAAAACAGCAGACACCUUGGGCUCAGCUAAUGGUCACAUGAUAGAGGAGAAAACAGAAGUAGACGGAGGUGAGGCAGAAGCCAGCCCAAGAGUAGUUUUGAAUACUGAAGAAAAAUUGGAGGAUUCUGCUGAUGGUGAUUCUAGUGCCGCAAAUGUGGUCGAGGGUUCUGAAGAAGGGCAAUGUGAACAGCUUGACGAGACCAAAUCAGACGAGGUUGGCGAGAGCCCGAAGAGUAAGGGGACAUGGGCAGAUGUUGUUUCAAACAUGACCACAGCUGGCGAAACAGGGAGCAAUUGUGUGGAGAGCAUCUCUGUUAAUGGAACGGAUCAAGCUUGA